ACGUGUAUUUAUUUCUUCGGUGUCUCUCUACCAAUUCGGAAACUAGGAAAAGUCUUUCUGGCGUAUUGUACUUUCCAGAAAUCUGAAUGAGUCUUGAGCUUAGAGACAUUUCCAUUUUCUUUGCUCUAAUCUUACUCCAUAAGCUUUAUUAAGUAAAGACCGGUGCUUCAAGUGGUGGAUUUCGUUCUGUUUUCUCAGUUUUGAGAAACACAGUUCUGUUGCAGGCAUAUUAUCUGAAAAAAAUGGAUUCUUCUGAAAAGGAUGAGGUACCCAUGCUAUCAGCAAUGUAUUCGCAAGUCUAUGAGAGCAAUGAAUCUUCAGCUAGGGGUUUUUCACCCUGGACCAGGAGUGCAUCAAUGUCUAUUCCUGUGAACUCUAUGGACUCCUCUGAAUAUGAAAACAAUCUUGUAAGUUACACUGGUCCUUUAAGAAGUGAAAGAAGGACAUCAUUUAUACAGAGGAGUGGUCCGUUAUACGCUGGCCGUAGACAUGUUGGCACCAUUCAGUCUAAGCAAGGGUCUUCAAGGCAGAAAAGCUCGGAGCCCAAAGUAGAAAAAUAUCCUUCGAUUAAUGGGAGGGAUCGGAAUGAUUGGCCAGAUGGGAACUACAUGGGGAAAAAUGAACAUCUUUUGAGGUCUGGGCAACUGGGGAUGUGCCAUGAUCCAUACUGCACAACAUGCCCAACGUAUUACAAUUUUACAGGGAACCAGAAGAACUCAAGAAUGUCUGAUACAUUUGAUGCUAAGUUCCACAAUAUGAUUUAUGGUGAUGCAAAAGGUUGGGCAAAGAGAAUGUAUUCUUUUUUUCGUCGUUAUAUUCCAGGAGUCAUGAAUCCUCAUGCAAAAAUAGUUCAGCAGUGGAACAAGUUCUUUGUGAUCUCUUGCUUAUUUGCAGUAUUUCUAGACCCGCUGUUCUUUUUCCUACUGGCAGUGUUGCAGGAUAACAAGUGCAUAGUAUUAAAUGGCCCCUUGACAACAACAAUUGUGAUUUUGAGGAGCUUGACUGACCUCAUUUACUUACUUCACAUGCUCCUUCAGGUAACUUAUUCCCACUGCUCUUAUUGUUUCUCAUGUACUUUGUUAUUUUUAACAAUCGAGUUGAAAACUUGUUCUUUAUUAUACUCAUCAAUCCAUCAUUAUCAAUGCACGAUGGAAGUGACAAUAUGGAUGCUAAUGACUCAUCACCAACUUGAAAUCCAAGGUUAUAGUUGCUAUCUGCUCACAGAAAAUGCUUUAUUUCCAUCAAAUUAUACUUGUCACUUGAAAACUGUUAACAGAGUGAAUCAAUGUCUUCGAGAUGCUUGUCGUAGCUCCAACAUUUCAAGGUGUGAGAAAUUCAUUGACUGUGGGCGUGGAAAUGAAUCAAAUGGUUAUGAAACAUUUAAGGACGAAUCGACAUGGGAGCAAUGGAAGAAUAAUAUAAAUGCAACUGCUUGUUUUUGGGAUGGCAGUUUUCCUUAUGGAAUUUAUAAACAAGCUGUCAAUCUAACCACCAGGGAAUCUGCCACAACAAGAUAUGUAUACUCAUUAUUUUGGGGGUUCCAGCAAAUUAGUACCCUGGCUGGGAAUCAAGUUCCAAGCUAUUUUGAAUGGGAAGUCCUUUUUACAAUGGCCAUUAUUGGAAUGGGCCUCCUGCUUUUUGCUCUGCUGAUAGGAAAUAUGCAGAAUUUUCUUCAAGCCCUUGGGCGCAGGAGGUUAGAAAUGUCUCUAAGACGCCGUGAUGUUGAGCGGUGGAUGAGCCAUCGACGCCUGCCCGUAGAACUAAGAAGGCAAGUUCGACAAGCAGAACGUUAUAAUUGGGCUGCCACCAGAGGGGUAAAUGAAGACAUGCUACUGGAGAAUUUACCUGAAGACCUUCAAAGGGAAAUACGGCGUCAUCUUUUUAAAUUUGUUGAGAAAGUCCGAAUUUUUCAACUUCUGGAUGAACCCAUCAUGGAUGCCAUAUGUGAGAGGCUACGCCAAAAAACAUAUAUUAAAGGAAGCAAAAUCUUAUAUCACGGUGGUCUGGUGAACAAGAUGGUGUUUAUAGUUCGGGGGAAAAUGGAGAGCAUUGGGGAAGAUUUGAUUGCAGCUCCCUUGUCUGAAGGAGAUGCUUGUGGAGAAGAACUUCUCACAUGGUGCCUUGAGCAUUCUUCUGUAAAUAAAGAUGGAAAAAGAAUCAGGAUUCCGGGACACAGAUUACUGAGCAAUAGGCUUGUGAAAUGCUUAACAAAUGUAGAAGCAUUUAUAUUGCGAGCUUCGGAUCUUGAAGAAGUCACCAGUCUUUUUGCAAGAUUCUUGAAAAGUCCACGCGUUCAGGGGGCCAUAAGAUACGAAUCACCUUACUGGCGAGGCUUAGCAGCAAGACAAAUUCAAGUUGCAUGGAGAUAUAGGAAGAAGCGAAUAAGUCGUGCAGACACCUCGAGCUCAAAACCUGAUCAUUGAUCUAAACACUGCCAUUUACUUAAAGUAUAGCAUAAAUGAAUAUCAUGUGAUAUAUUUCCAUUUGAACCUCGUGGCAAUAUUGUGAGAUCCCUGCUAAAUUUUAAAUACAGCACAUAACUUGUAUCUGUAGAAAGGAUAAGAAUUAUGCAUAAAAAUUUAGUAUUUUGGCUCGAAUGGAUACUAUGCAUAUCUUCUGUAUCGAUAGUACUUUGUUAGAAUAGCGGUCUUUAGAUGUCGGAAAAAACAACCCAAGGAGAAUGAUGACUCAGUUUUUGAUGA
This is a messenger RNA of Olea europaea var. sylvestris, 2702 nucleotides long. Its product is annotated as probable cyclic nucleotide-gated ion channel 20, chloroplastic. The record is from RefSeq and is a predicted model, not a curated record. NCBI's taxonomy places the organism in Eukaryota, Viridiplantae, Streptophyta, Magnoliopsida, Lamiales, Oleaceae. Bases 243 to 2423 code for a protein of 726 amino acids. The transcript is spliced from 13 exons.